This is a messenger RNA of Nothobranchius furzeri (turquoise killifish), 7302 nucleotides long. Its product is annotated as potassium voltage-gated channel subfamily KQT member 4. Gene Ontology annotation, cellular component: voltage-gated potassium channel complex; membrane. Gene Ontology annotation, biological process: potassium ion transmembrane transport. The record is from RefSeq and is a predicted model, not a curated record. Lineage: Eukaryota; Metazoa; Chordata; Actinopteri; Cyprinodontiformes; Nothobranchiidae. Gene Ontology annotation, molecular function: voltage-gated potassium channel activity.
AAGUGAAUAUUACGUCCAUGUUUGAUGGUCUACAUAGUUCCUGGGAGAACAUCCUUUGGACAGAGGAGACAAAAUUGGAGGAUUUUGGCUAAGCACGUCAGCUCUUUGGGCAAAGACCAGCACAGACAGGAGAAGGCUCGGCUUGAGCUUCUUUGCUGCAUCUGGCUCAGCAUAUGGAUCAAAAACUUGGUCUGGGUGCAGGUCACGGGUCCUCUGUUGAACAUCUGUAGGAGCUGAAACAUCUGGAGAAACAUAGGCUUUUUCUGAUUUUCAGUACAUCUUUAUGUAUUGCUGCUGAAAGGGAUUUUAGUGACCAAUAGCGGGUGAUAGCAAUAAUAGUUUGAAUGAACCGUUUUAGUCUCAUCUCCUGGAAAUCUCCAUGAAUAAGAGACCUGUCCCUCUCCCGCAUCCAUCCUCAUCCUGUUUCCACGUUUUUGUUUUGUUUACAAAACAGCAUCCUUGGUGCUUAUUCACCCCUUCCUCUCACCCUUUCUAAACGGAGUUUCUAAAAGUGGUCGUCUGCCGUUUUUGACAUCACACUGAUGUUUGUCACUUUUGCGCUCCACCCCGCCUGCUGCCGGAGCCGGAGCGCGCACCGACGCACGAGGAAGCUUAGCGGAUGUGGCGAGGCUCGAUCCGACAGUUCAAACCAGCAGAAUCAGCUGAGAUCCCCAAAAACGGGCUCCUCUCGAGUUGACGUUAGACCAAAACAGACGCGCUGCGUGGAUUUGGCGCUCGCGGUGGUCUUUUCGUAAGGAUGCUUGACUUGAUGGAGCCCAGCGCGCGAUAUAACUCCGUUCGCGGCUCACUUUUCUAGUUCUAGAGUUAACGCAUGUGUGAUUACUUCUCUGCAUCCCGCGGAUCACCUCUCCCACCUGACUCUCAGCUAUGGUCUCUGAGGGUCACGUUUCGGCGCCACGCACCCACCCACAUUUUGCGCUUUUUGCCUUUUGCGACCGCGACUUGAUUUACAGAUAACUUUUGAAGCUUUGACCAAUCAACCUGCAGGGAUGGUGCCAACCUGAAUCAGAUGUGACUUGCAGAGAAAGUCGUAUAGUUCAGUCUGAAGAAGAAGAAAAAAUGCUCGGAAGUCCAUCCAACAACGGCGGCAUCAGGAUGCUUGUGCCCCCGGCUCCGAACGACGAGCGACGGGUAGAGUUUGUGGCUCUCACCGCUGUCCAGACGGAGAGGAGCGAGCCGUCCACGCCGGAGCGCGGACACCCGUCUCACCGCACGGGUCUGCUGGGCACCCCGCUGCCCGGACCACCCGGUCCCCGAGGCAACGUGUCCGCCUCCAGCAAGCGUCUGAGAAAGUUACAAAACUGCUUGUACAACGUGCUGGAGAGGCCGAGAGGAUGGGCAUUCAUCUACCAUGCGUUCAUUUUCCUGCUGGUGUUCAGCUGCUUGGUGUUAUCCGUCUUCUCAACCAUCCCUGACCACCAGAAGUUUGCCAACCAAAGCCUCUUCAUCCUGGAGUUUGUCAUGAUUGUGGUGUUUGGAAUGGAGUACUUCAUCAGGAUAUGGGCCGCCGGCUGCUGCUGCAGAUACCGCGGAUGGCAGGGACGCCUGAGAUUUGCACGGAAGCCUUUCUGUGUCAUAGACUUCAUCGUGUUUGUGGCGUCACUAGCAGUGAUCGCUGCGGGGACACAGGGCAACAUCUUCGCCACGUCGGCCCUGCGCAGCAUGCGCUUCCUGCAGAUCCUGCGUAUGGUUCGCAUGGACCGGCGCGGAGGCACCUGGAAACUUCUAGGCUCCGUGGUUUAUGCUCACAGCAAGGAGCUGAUUACUGCCUGGUAUAUCGGCUUCCUGGUCCUAAUCUUUGCCUCUUUCCUCGUCUACCUGGCUGAGAAAGACAACAACUCAGAUUUUAGCACCUAUGCAGAUUCCCUCUGGUGGGGAACAAUAACUUUGACCACGAUCGGUUACGGUGACAAGACUCCUCGAACGUGGCAGGGCCGGGUUCUGGCUGCUGCUUUUGCUCUUUUGGGCAUCUCCUUUUUUGCCCUCCCUGCUGGAAUUUUAGGUUCAGGUUUUGCCUUGAAGGUCCAAGAGCAACACCGGCAGAAGCACUUUGAGAAGAGAAGGAUGCCCGCUGCAAACCUGAUCCAGGCUGCAUGGCGUCUCUAUUCCACAGAUGCCAAACACUCGUAUCUAACAGCGACGUGGUAUUUCUACGACAGCAUGCUGCCUUCGUUCAGAGAACUGACGCUACUGUUCAGUCACCUCCAGCGACAGCGUAACACCAAGAAGGUUCUCCAGAACUCCUACCACACGCUGCUGUCUGGGCUUCGGCCCUACAGCUCCCCCUACCUGUCGGGGGACAGGAAGCCAGACGCCUCGUGCAGUCAGCUCCUUUCUAAAAAGCGAGGUCUCUUCCGGAUUCAUGCAGGCCGCAAACAGAGCAAAAUGGGAUUCAGAGAUCGGAUCAGGAUGAACAACUCCCGUUCAUCCCAAACCAUCCGGAACAAGGCGUCACCGCUGCCUCCUGGCUCCAGUGUUCGAUGCUCUCCCAGCCAGGAGAACGUCCCAGAAGCCACCAGCCCCGGGAAGGUCCAGAAGAGCUGGAGCUUUAAUGACCGCACGCGGUUCCGCACCUCCCUUCGCCUCAAGCCACGCCCACCUGCUGAUGUGGAAGGAGUUGGGGAGGAGAACGUGGAAGACAAAUCGUACUGUGACGUAGCCAUGGAGGACGUGAUUCCAGCUGUGAAGACUCUGAUUCGAGCUGUCAGGAUCCUGAAGUUCCUUGUGGCCAAGCGGAAGUUUAAGGAGACGCUGCGUCCGUAUGACGUGAAGGACGUCAUAGAGCAGUACUCUGCAGGACACCUGGACAUGCUGGGCCGCAUCAAGAGCUUACAGAUGAGGGUGGACCAGAUAAUCGGGCGAGGCGCCGUCCAGCCCGACAAGAAGGUGCGGCCUGAAAAGGGAGAGAAGACACCUCCAGAACUGGACGUGCUGGACGAGCUAAGCAUGAUGGGACGUGUAGUCAAGGUGGAGAAACAGGUGCAGUCCAUAGAAAACAAGCUGGACCUCCUGCUCAACUUCUACUCCCUGUGUUUGAAGAAAGGCUCGUCCCACGCCACGCUGUCCUCCCUCCUGGACCCCGACCUGACAUCUGACUACCACAGCCCCACGGACCAAAGGGACCUCUUCCCCUCCGCAAACACGCUCAACAUCUCUCAGUCGGAGAGCGGCGACUUGGAAUGACUAUGACACGGACACGAACUUUUACAGAAGACUAGCUCUCCCCUUUUGUUUGCUACGACCGCUCCUCUUCCAUCCACAUCCUCAGCACUUUCCUCCCCCUGGAGCGAACGUUUUCCGGAUCUGGUGAGACGACGGCCACCAGAUGGCUCCACCUGACCUGGAGCCUCAGCCAAAGCUGCUCACCGCACACGCCUCUCCACUCGCUGGAGGAGAGGACACGAGGAGAAGAAGCUGACUACUGAACUCCCUCUCGCCCACUCACAUCAUGCUGCAGAUCUACUUUAAAGAGGUUUUUUCACGUCUUUCCUCUCCAACUUCUUUAUUUUGUUUCUUGGCUGCUUGAAUCAACUUGUUCUGAAUUGUUUGACACUUUGGGAUGGCGAAGCAGUUCCUUAAGCUGUGAUGAAUGUAAUAACACCUACAGGAAGUGCUCUCUUGGACCUGGAUCUGCAGCCGACAUGGUACAGCGUGUCACUCCAACACAAGACCUUAAAAUCCACUUUGUUCUGUCAAACAAACAAACAAAAAAAAAAACAUCCAUAUGAAUGUGAUGGACUGUAUUAUACAGUAAAUUAUUGUUUUUAAUCCCAUUCCCUCAAACUCUAGUCCCCCGACAAGCCCACCGGCAAAAAAAAAAAAAAAUCACAUUUUCCCCGUUUAAUUGGAAUUUAAGUUAAACAAUGAUCUUAAUGAUUUAGAAUUUAAUCAAAUUUCAAUGUUCUUUCAUAAAAAAACAUGCAAUAAUUCUAAUUCUAACAUAAAUGUGUGAUUUGAACCAACUUAAUUUUUAGACUUGCCUGUCACGACGUUCUUGUAGAUUCACCAAACUUCCCUUUAGAUUAAAGCUGGGGUGCGUUGUCUAAACGUUUUCAAGUCACUUUAAAAUUGCCUUAAAGGCGUUUUUCAUGCAGGCUGAAGAUGAAAAUAGUCUCCUACACCGAUGUCCUGCAUUAGCUUCUGAUAGAAAACAGACAGUGAAAGUCGAGGAUUAGAAAAACCUGACAGAUCUACGUCAAGCGAUCGCUUGGACUCACCCGUAAUGGCUCGCGACGGGAGAGGCUGUUGUUCUAGCUUCCAGAAUCAGCACUGAACGUCUCGGCUGGCAGAAGCUAACCGUUAGCAUUAGCAACUCAACCACACGGCAGUAGCUCCCCCAUGUGAGUGAGCGGUAGAGUCGCGUUGCUGUUAUCCAAUACGAGGCAAGAUGUCCAAAUAUCAGGAAAUAAUGGGGCUUCCACACCUGCAUCAGCUCUACUCCUUCUGGACUGGGUAGAGAGUGUUCACAUCUGGGUAGCCUGGAUUUUUCUCACACAGCUGGUCAUGUUUUCAGCCCUCUUCCCGAGACGGUCUGCUUCAGGCGGAACAGGUCCAACACACACACUGUCAACGCAUCCACCAGCUUAAAUUCACACCUAAAGUUAUGGGGAGCCUCCGAAUGGCGAAUUGACUCAGUCAGCGAGGGCUUCCCACAUCCCACAAUGCCUCUGACUGAAGCCGUUUCUUCUCUGUGUCUCUCCGAGGAGCACACACACACACACACACACACACACACACACAGCCUGCGAGCUUCAGCUGCGCCAGGACAGACACAGCAAGUCUGGAUGCAAUAUCAGAGUCUCCUAAAGCAACACUGCUCACAGCAGCCUUUGUUUAUUUAAGGGAGACACCGCGGACUUCUCCGCACGCCCACGUGCUCAGACAUGUGCUCAUGGCAUCACUGAUAUCUUCACACCAAUUUUGGAGACCGCCCAUUCCUAAAGAUGAGUUUGUAAUCAACCCGACCAGGCUGGGGCGGGCUGGGCAGAGUGGAGAAGAGUGGAGCCGGCGCUAAUGUGGAAGGGCUAUAAGACUCCUAAUCCUGCGCCCCGGUUCCCAGCAUGCACUACGGGGUGGCGCACUCCAACCUAGCUUGAAUGCUAACACGACAGUCUGUAAACUUCAACCUAACUGUGGAAGAGGAGGGAAGGGAAUGAAAAGAAAGUUAUCUUUUGUGCUUUGGAGCUAAGUGGUUAGCAUAGCAUUCCGCCUUACGCUAAAUCAGACUAUUGUUUUAGCCUGUUGUAUCGUUAGCAGGGGUGUGCUAGCAUCGCGAGCACCAGAUUCCUGCCGGUUUUAGACGUUUUCCUUCUUGAACACUGGAGAUUUGAUUAAAACAAGUGAUUAACAGUUCCUGCAGAACCCGAUGAAGUCUGAGGAGAUAGUUCAGGUGUGACUUUGCAGGAACACAUCGAAAACGUUACACGUUGGUUCGCUCUACAAGGCUGUUUGUGUGCAGUAUGAGGUGUUGCUUUCAGCUCCUUCCAGAAGGGGAGAGGGAGCAGGGACUGUUCAGUUAAAUCUCCUCCUCCUCUCCUUGAUGGCGUCAUGCUACGGACCCCAGCCUUUAACUCAAAUCGCACAAAAGUUUAUCCUCAGGUUCACGAUUUCAGCAGGUCAUGUAAUCAGUAACACUCCACAAACACAGAUGUCACAUUCAGCUGCAGAAUCGCCGUGGCCGGUUUUGCGCAAUUUACACAGCAAACAAGGAAUCCAGACAUAAUGCAUGGAUCCCAGAUCAUUAAUCCCAUCGAUGCACGCGUCAGAACAAAUAACCACACCCAACAGCGUCACUGGGGUUUACUUCUGAAGGUGUUUGCUCAAAAAUAAUUCAAAUCAGACUCAUUAACAACAAAAAUGUUCUUUUACUUAAAUACUUUGGCACUUAUAUAACAUGUUUUUGUUGUUUCCGUGCCUAACUUAGUUAUAUUUGUUUUCAUGCACUUGAUCUUGGGUACCCUGUAAAAAAUGUAGUAUUUUUCUAUGAUUUGGGUUUGUAACAGCAGGAUUUAUCUUUAAUGUACUGAAAUCGAUUUUUUUGUAGGUAAAUGAGGCAUUUUUGACUACUUAUAUCACACACAACCAAUCAGGUUCUUGCACACAUGUAUGUAUUUGAUUGUCUGCACAUAGCUGGCUAAAAACGACUUUAUUGACCGUGGCGUUUAUGCCAGAGAAGUUCCUUCCGUCCCCGGCUGACUCAGGACCUCCACGUUCCCGUGAAUGUACUCCAUCGCUCCAUCUGGUGGCGCUUGCUGUCAGGAAAAGUCCUUCAGAGCUGCUGCUGCAGAGAUUUGUACGUUUUUCGUUCAUUUCAUAGAGAAAGGUUUGGCAGCUUUAUUCUCUGGGCUGAAUUAUAGCAGAUUAGAGGCAUCGUUAGAAUAAACUGCUGUUAUUUCUACUAGAACACAGAGCUUCCUGAUAAUUAAUGCAAGAUCGCCGUAUUGCAUGCUGUUCUUUUGUGGUUGCCAUGGCAUUAGGGAAAGGAAAACUCAAAGGAUGUCUUUCAGUAAAGAAAUCUUAGGAAACAUGAAUGCAAAUACCCUGUGCCUUCUUUGCCCUUGCUCUGUAAAGGAAGUGGUGCAGCUUUCUGUCUCCGUCGUCGUAAAUGCUUGAAGACAAGUCCUUCGUAGAGGAUGCUUGUUUUUAUUAGUGUUUGCAAAGCCUUUAACUGAAGAGCGGUCCUGAGGAUUGAGGCUUUUACAGAGUGUAUUACUGUACGUUCGGCAUAUCAUCGUCCCUCGAGCCGGACACUCGUCCCGUAUCGUCACACCCUUCAGAUGUGGAGGCUGGAGGCACGCGUCCUUCCAUAGGCAUGUUACAUAGAUCCGUAUGGCUUCCACACAACUACCUCUGAGGCCACUAGGGGGCGCUAGUCUAGGAAACUGAUUAGGAGAAACAGUUACCGACCGAAUGCUAUGCAUGAAUCAAUCUGCACGUUCUCUUAUCUCUUCGUGACGUUCGACCAUCCAUCCAUCUUCCACUGACUUGCUGCCGUUCGACAUUCCACCUCAUUACACCGUAGCUGCUCUCUUACUGUAGGUGUUGGAACAAACGAAGCACGAAUCGAUCGUAGCAAUAAGCAAAACACCAAGUCUUCCAAGUCCAGUUGAUGAAGCAACUGGCUGAAUAUAAACGCGGCACUGGUUUGUUUUCUAAUCUAAUCUAUGUUUGAUCUUUCCAAAACAGAACUGAAAAAAGGUACAGAGAUGUGUUUCUGCUGAGGAUAAAGUUAGAACACUAACUUAUUAAUUUAUUUGUUUCAAUAAAGCUCUUUGGACUGAA